AUGACGUCGCAAAAUUCCUCCGGCAGUGGCCCGGAAAAGUCCCAAUACUCGCAAACCAGCUUGGAUAAUUCCAAUCAGACCCUUUCCAAUAGCCACCGGACCGAAUCGACCAGCCAAAAUGAUGGUCGCGUAUCUAGCACAGGCCUCAGCGGCUCUGAUCGCAUCUAUCCAGUUCGGUCACUGGUAUCUAUGAAACCAGUGGGACAGAAGAAUAUAUCGCCAUUUUCCUCGCUCGAGAAUGUCGAGGAAUUCUCGAAUCACCCAGAGGAGCCGCCAAUAUCCACGAUCGAUGCAUUGCCUGAGGCCAGGAAUCCUUAUUCGAAUCAAGUCUUUCAUCCAAUGUCGCAUACCGGUGUCUCUGUCAACGAUGAGAUUUCUUCAAAUACGCCCGCUACAGGAGACAUGGGAGAUAUUGCAAAUCCAUUUAAUCUUCUAGACACUGCACCCAAAGAAGUCAGCGAAGAGAACCAAACCUACACGACAUCUCGGUUCGAACAUACACUUACUGAGAACGGACAUACUGUGAUGAUUGGGGAUAGCAGAAAAACCCUCAAACGAUGCGAGGAUGAGCCGAUCCGGACACCAGGUGCAAUCCAAAGCUUCGGAGCCAUGGUCGCUCUGAGAGAGGAGUCUCCCAACCAACUUGUUGUCCGCGCCGUGAGCGAAAACUCAGAACGGAUAAUGGGAUAUUCGCCACAAAAUCUUUUUGCCAUUGAAAGUUUCACUGAUAUCUUGAGAGAAGAUCAGCGGGCCACUCUUUUGGAACAUCUGGAUUACGUUCGAGACGACUCAUACGACUUAGUCAUUGAUGGGCCUGAGGUCUUUCUUCUGGCCGUUCAAACACCAUUAGGUGGAUUUACACGGUUUUGGUGCGCGACCCAUGUGAGCCAAGAAAACAAGGAUAUUAUUAUUUGCGAAUUUGAGCCCGAGGACGACCAGAUCAAUCCGUUGAAUGUUGAGGAUCAGAAGCUCCCAGAAACUCCCACGAGUACCUUGAAAACACACCCGCCUCCAUCUGAACAACAAUAUGCCGAGAGCACGAUUAGUGCAAGUAAUUCAGUGCGCUCUAUCCGCGAUGCCCGACGAAGGAAGGGCGAAGCUGCUUCAAUGCAAGUCUUUGGCACAUUGUCUCAGAUUCAGGCUCAGCUAUCGCAGGUGAAAGACUUGGAAACAUUACUCAAAGUCACAGCGGGACUAGUCAAGGAAUUGGUCGGAUUUCACCGAGUUUUGGUCUAUCAAUUCGAUCACAAAGCCAAUGGCCGGGUGGUGGCUGAGUUGAUGGACCCAAAUGUCACCGUGGAUUUAUUCCAAGGUCUGCAUUUCCCGGCUUCAGAUAUCCCGGCUCAGGCUCGAGAGCUCUACAAAGUUAACAAGGUCCGGUUGUUAUAUAACCGAGACCAUGUUUCUGCCCGACUAGUUUGUCGAACAUUGGCGGAUCUUGAGACCCCUCUUGAUAUGAGCCAUGCCUACCUUCGAGCCAUGUCACCAAUCCAUUCCAGAUACCUAGCGAAUAUGGAAGUGCGGUCAUCUAUGUCGAUCAGUAUCAACGCGUAUGACAACCUCUGGGGAUUGAUAUCUUGUCAUUCAUACGGGGAGGAUGGUAUGCGUGUCUCUUUCCCAAUACGCAAAUUGUGUCGAUUGGUCGGUGACACCGUGGCUCGAAAUAUUGAGCGCAUCACCCAUGCCUCCGAUCUACAAGCCCGUGUUAUGGUUAAUUCCGUACCAAAAGAAGCAGAUCCUUCGAAGUAUAUCGUUGGAUCCUCGGAUGACUUAUUACGACUUUUCCAAGCUGAUUAUGGUGUACUUUCUAUCGGAAACGAAGCCAAGCUGUUUGGCAGCGACGCCAAUUCCCAAGAAGUCCUGGCUCUGUUACAAUAUAUCCGUAUACGAAAAGUAACGUCAGUCCUUGCGUCGCAUGAUAUUGGAAAAGAUUUCUCCGAUUUUGUUUACCGCCCCGGAUUGAAACGAAUAUCAGGCUUGUUAUGUAUUCCAAUGAGCUCUGAUGGGGCCGACUUCAUCGCCUUCUUCCGCCUUGGUCAACUCACGACGAUCAAAUGGGCUGGCAAUCCGCAUAAGCCUGCAGACGGUGGGAUCGGACCUUUAACACCACGUCAAAGCUUCAAAGAAUGGCGCGAGAUUACCUUGAGCGAGUCAAAGCAGUGGGCAAAAUCUGACAUCUCGACAGCCGGUAUUCUUGGGUCCGUUUACGGGAAGUUCAUUCAAGUGUGGCGCCAGAAAGAGGUUCUCAAGCAGAACUCUCAGCUCACGCGUCUGUUACUAGCCAAUUCAGCUCAUGAGGUUCGCACCCCACUGAAUGCUGUCAUCAACUAUUUGGAGAUUGCCAUGGAAGCCACACUGGAUGAUGAGACCCGCGAGAACUUGACCCGGUCGUACUCGGCUUCUAAAUCUCUUGUCUACAUUGUCAAUGACCUUCUUGACCUUGCCACCGAGAGCGGGCAACAACUUAUCAAGAAUGAGGCUUUUGAUCUAAAAACCACGUUGUGCGAUGCCUUUGACAUGUUGACUGGGGAAGCUGAGCGAAAGGGCAUCUCCUUCACAUUUAAAAUGCGUCCUGGACUUCCAGAUGCAGUUUUAGGUGAUCAACGUCGCUUGCGACAAAUCUUUGUGAACCUCAUUUCAAAUGCCAUUGAGCACACAGUGAAGGGUGGUGUAAGCGUUGAGGUCUCACCUUCUGGUGUUCAAGACGAGCAUGCAUCACUUGAAAUGACGGUUGUCGACACAGGUCCUGGGAUCUCAAAAUCACGACGGGAACGGCUUUUUAAAGAGCUUGAAGAAGUUCACACUGAUGAGCACUGGUUCACAGAUGGCCUGAAUGCUGCAGAGCAUUCAGGGGGUGAGCAGCGACGUGUCCUAGGAGUUGGUCUUGCAUUGACUGCUCGCAUUGUAUACACGAUGAAUGGACAGCUCCAUGUGAAAUCCGAAGAGGGCAAAGGCAGUCGAUUUAGAAUUAUACUCCCUUUCGCAAUCCCGGGAAAGCCAUCCUCGUUGUCCUCGGAGAAACUGUCAAACUCCAAUUUCCUCGAUCUGCCAAAGUCACCAUCAAUCUUGGACGGGGAAUUUACUUCUCUGGUUGGAGAUGAUAAAGCGCAAAAUCAAAGCGUGCAACAUGACUCCAAUACCAAUCUUACUGGUGACUAUCUUGGGCAUGGAAAGGGUCAAUCUGAUCAACUCGAGUCCUCACAACCUCAGAACAACUUUUCUAAUAGCGAAAGCCGCAUGAAUCAAAACCAACCUAUGCCAUUACGACUACCCAUUCGACUUUCAUACGACAAAUUAAAACCACAGGAUAUGAGUGAAAUAAGUCCUCAACAACAGCUAGCUAAGGAAAACUUUCAAGGGGGUUCCAAAAUUUCAAAGGCAAACCCAUCAUCACCAUCUUCUUCCAGCAAUGCGAGCAUGAACAUUCUCAUCGCAGAAGACAACCCAGUCAACAGCCACAUUCUGCAAAAGAGAUUGACUAGAAUCGGCCACACGGUCCAACUAACCAACAACGGAGAAGCAUGCGUCAAUGCAUUGUCGUCAAAGAAUGAAACCUUCAGUGCGAUUCUGAUGGACAUCCAGAUGCCCAUUAUUGACGGAAUAACUGCCACGAAAAUCAUUCGUGCGACUGAAUCUGACAACUCAAACUCUUCGGUCUCAGAUGCAUCCAAUCGAUCCAACCGGAUUCCCAUUUUCGCAGUAUCAGCGUCUCUUGCUGAGAAGGAUGAACAGGCUUAUAUUGACGCUGGAUUUGAUGGCUGGGUUAUGAAACCGAUUGAUUUUGCCAGGCUGAACAUCAUCCUAGCUGGGAUACAUGACCUGGAGGUUCGCCAGAGUUCUACUGAGGCGAGAGAUUGGGAAAAGGGCGGGUGGUUUGACACCGACUAG
Messenger RNA from Penicillium nucicola, 3888 nucleotides. RefSeq names its product CheY-like superfamily. The transcript has 2 exons. NCBI's taxonomy places the organism in Eukaryota, Fungi, Ascomycota, Eurotiomycetes, Eurotiales, Aspergillaceae. The coding region runs from base 1 to 3888 and encodes 1295 amino acids. Gene Ontology annotation, molecular function: phosphorelay sensor kinase activity; protein binding. Gene Ontology annotation, biological process: detection of visible light; regulation of DNA-templated transcription; phosphorelay signal transduction system. The record is from RefSeq and is a predicted model, not a curated record.